AUUGUGACAUUGCAUAUUUUUGUCUUAUUGGCAUUUAUUGUUAUGUAUAGACAAAUUCUUAAGUCAAGACUUUGUGAUAAAUAAAAAAUCUUUUAUGGUAAUUUAGUCUGACAUAGGCUGAGAAUUCAAUGCCUAAUAACCUUUUUUUUAUGCUCAUCCUUUAUUCCAAUCCUUUUUUCAAAACACUUUGUUUUUUCUUCAUAUUUUAUAGGUUUAUUUAUAAACCCAUAAACCCGAUUUAAAGGAUUUUGUUGUGAUUUGACUAUGUUUUUUUUUCUUCAUAUUUUAUAGGUUUAUUUAUAAAUCCAGUUUUUCAAGUGUAGCACGAACGUCCCCUCUAUAUAAACCCCAUGCAAUAUGCAGGGAAGCGGCAAACCUACCCUACAUCACCAAAUACCUUCCAGUUACUUAUGGCUAUGAAAUUGGGCUCUUUGUUCUUAUUUGUUGUGCUACUCACUGACUUUGCACUGACAAAUAGCAAAGCUGCUAACACAGAUCCACCCAUUGUCUGUGACUCUCUUAAAAGAAGCAGCUUCGAUUCUCUUGUACCAGGGUUCAUAUUUGGCACAUCUUCAGCAGCUUAUCAGGUAGAAGGUGCUUGGAAUGAAAGUGGUAGAGGACCGAGCGUGUGGGAUAACUUCACCCACCAAUAUCCAGGUACGUAAUACUUCGUCAACAUUAACAACUUCUUGGUUGAGGGCAAAAUGCUUCUAACUUCCCAAACAUGUUUACGGUUUCUUGAGAAGUUGGAAACAUUUUGGAAUGUAACAUUCAUUAAGUACUUUUUAAUAUUCAUUAAGGAUAAAUAGGUUAAUAUAAUAAUUUUUUAACUACACCUCUAUUAAGUAAUAACCUCCCUAAAGUUAUAAAAAUGGUUUGGUCUCAACUUUAUAACUUUAUAAAGGUUUUACUGUAUAUAAUAGUUUGCAUGAUAUGGUUUUUGCGAUAUGUAUUCUCUAUAUAUGGACAAUUGCAGAAAAAAUCAGUGAUCACAGCAAUGGAGAUGUUGCUAUUGAUCAGUAUCACCUUUAUCAGGACGAUGUGAAAAUUAUGAAGAACAUGUCGAUGGAUGCUUAUAGGUUCUCAAUCUCAUGGUCAAGAUUGUUACCAAGUGGAACGCUAAGUGGGGGCAUUAACAAGGAAGGCAUCGAGUACUACAACAAUCUCACUAAUGAACUCCUAAGCAAUGGUAUAAAGCCAUUUGUGACGCUCUUUCAUUGGGACGUUCCCCAAGCUUUAGUAGACGAAUAUGGUGGGUUUUUAAGUGCUCGAAUUGUCAAUGAUUUUCAAGACUUUGCAGACCUUUGUUUUGAUCAGUUUGGAGAUCGAGUAAAACAUUGGAUCACGUUGAAUGAACCACGUACCGUGAGUAAUCAUGGUUAUGCAAUCGGAAUCCAUGCACCAGGACGAUGCUCUGCUUGGUAUAACCCAAACUGCACCGGUGGAGAUUCAAGUACUGAACCAUACACUGUGACACAUAACCAACUCCUUGCUCAUGCGACCGCUGUAAAGUUGUACAAGGAUAAAUACCAGGCAUGUCAAAAUGGAACAAUAGGAAUAACAGUGGUGUCAUACUGGUUUGAGCCAGCUUCAGAGACACAGUGGGAUAGAGAUGCUGCACUUCGAGCUUUAGACUUUAUGUUUGGAUGGUUCAUGGACCCACUAACACACGGUGACUAUCCUCAAACCAUGCGAGCUAUUGUUGGAGAGCGAUUACCAAGUUUUACGAAAGAACAAUCCGAGUUGCUAAGUGGCUCAUAUGAUUUUAUUGGACUAAAUUACUAUUCUGCUAGAUAUGCAAGCGAUGCAUCUUACAAUUGUUCUGAUAAUCCAAGCUAUGUAACAGAUCCUCGCGUUAAUGUUACAACUGAGCUUGAUGGAGUCCCCAUCGGUCCACAGGCUGCUUCUGACUGGUUAUAUGUUUAUCCAAAAGGAAUUCAAGACCUUUUACUCCACACGAAAGAAAAGUAUAAUGACCCAUUGAUUUACAUUACAGAGAAUGGGGUUGAUGAGUUCAAUGAUCCUACAUUACCGCUACCCGAAGCCCUUAAUGAUACCAAUAGAAUUGCCUACUAUAAUCGCCACCUAUGUUACGUUCAAGCAGCAAUCAAAAAUGGUACUAAUGUGAAGGGAUACUUUGCAUGGUCAGUGCUAGAUAAUUUUGAAUGGAGUGAUGGAUACACUGUUCGAUUUGGUAUCAUUUAUGUAGAUUACGAAAGUCUACAAAGAUCCUCAAAAUCCUCAACGUACUGGUUCCAAAGUUUCCUCAAGAAGUCCUCAAACAAUACGGAAGAAAUCAAAUCAUUUGUGGAUGGUAGUGUUGGGAACACCGAAUUUGUGUAUCAAAUUUGAUCUCAUGAUGGCGCAGGACAUAAGGCAACUAGAAUAAUUAGUACGUAUAAUUCAAGUAUAAAUACUUGAAGAAUAACUCUGUAUUCAUCUAAGAAUGCCUUGAAUUUGUGUGGAAAAGAGCAUUCUUAAUGAGAGAGCCUUACAUAUAUUUC
Molecule: messenger RNA, 2504 nt
Organism: Pyrus x bretschneideri (Chinese white pear)
Lineage: Eukaryota; Viridiplantae; Streptophyta; Magnoliopsida; Rosales; Rosaceae
Product: beta-glucosidase 12-like
Exons: 13
Coding region: 934-2352 (472 amino acids)
Biological process (GO): carbohydrate metabolic process
Molecular function (GO): beta-glucosidase activity
Source: RefSeq, a predicted model, not a curated record